This is a messenger RNA of Diuraphis noxia (Russian wheat aphid), 1241 nucleotides long. RefSeq names its product zinc finger MYM-type protein 1-like. The record is from RefSeq and is a predicted model, not a curated record. Lineage: Eukaryota; Metazoa; Arthropoda; Insecta; Hemiptera; Aphididae.
UUUUCAUUCCAGAAACCGGCCUAUCUCUGCUUGUUCCACCUGCGUCUGCGCCUACAACAGAAACUAAUCAAGAAAAACAAGAAAGUGUAUUUACAUUUAGUGACGAUCCUGCUCGGUGGGUUAUAAACGAUUAUUUUCGUGACUAUAUCGCAAAACACGGUUGGAACCAGAAUAAAAACGCAGAUUUCAAGCUUUCCAGGCGAAAGUAUGCGAAUGAGAAUCAAUAUAGAUCUAUGUCGGCUUCUUUAUUUCAAAGAAAAAUGCACAAUAAUGAAAUCUCUAAUCGUUUAUGGCUUAUAUAUUCAGAAARCAAGAAAUCUGUUUUUUGUGGCCCCUGUUUGCUCUUUGGUUGUUAUGGACAGAAUUCUUUUUGUAAUUCGGAUGGAUUCAAUGAUUGGAAGAACGCCUCUGUUUGUGUUGGACAACAUGAAAAUACACAAGACCAUAAGAAAUGCAUUUUAAGUUUGAAAGACAGAGCAUCUGUUAUAGGAAAAAUUGAUCAUGAUUUGACCGCCCAACUUGAUAAGGAAAUAUCAUAUUGGCGAGAAGUUAUAAAAAGAGUGGUUGCUGCUGUCAAAACAUUGGUUUCUCGUGGACUUCCUCUUAGGGGUGAUGCGGAGAAAAUCGGUUUAAAAAAUAAUGGAAAUUUUUUAAUGCUCUUGGAAUUCCUCUCUGAAUUUGAUCCAUUUAUGAACGAACAUAUUAAAAAUUACGCAAACAAAGGUAGUGGCUCAACAAGUUAUUUGUCAAAAACGAUUUAUGAAGAAUUGAUUGAACUUAUGGCAAAAAAAGUUAGGGAGACAAUUAUUGCAGAGGUGAAAAAAGCGAAAUAUUACUCGAUAAUUGUUGAUUCUACUCCUGAYAUUUCUCACGUAGAUCAGCUUGCUUUUAUUUUAAGAUACGUACUACCAAAUGGUGUAGCAGUUGAACGUUUUGUAAAAUUACUCGAUAAUGUUGGACAUAAGGGUACAGAUAUGUAUAAUGCUGUGAAAGAAACUCUAAAAACCUUGCAAAUAAAUUUUAAUGACUUGAGAGGUCAGUCAUACGACAAUGCUGCAAAUAUGAGUGGAAUUUAUAAGGGGCUUCAAGCCCUCAUAAAAAAAGAUAACCCUCUGGCUCAGUUUACACCGUGUGCUGGACAUGGAUUAAAUACAGAAAAAAUUGAUGAAACCACGUCACAUGAACCAUUAAAAAAGAAAAGGAAAAUAGUAAAUUCUGAAGAAAAAAGAACGAAUUGCUAG